CCUCUCUCACACUCCAACUCCAGAGAAAAUUAAAAAUAAAAAAAAUAAAAGAAAAAGAGAACUCCUUACAGCAUUAGGAGACGGAAACCCUAGUUUUUCCUUCCCUAUAUAAUAUAUUCGAUCAGAAACCAAAUUCUUCCCAACUAAUACUCUCUGUUUUCUUUUGUUUUGUUUUGUGAUUUUCCACUGAAAAACUUAUUUUUUUUUCGGAAUUUUUUCUGAGAUACCAAUGGCGGCUGAUAUUUCCGCUCCGUCUACGUCAACGUCUCAGCCGCCUCCGUCCCCUGAGGCGGCUAUUGGGGUUCCCGCCAACCUGGCGCUGUACGUGGGGGAUCUGGACCCGAGCGUGGACGAGGGGCAACUUUUCGAUUUGUUCGGCCAGGUGGCUACUGUUGUGUCCAUUAGGGUUUUCAGGGAUCAUACUCGGGCGUCCUCUCUCGGCUACGCUUAUGUCAAUUACGCCCACCCUCAUGAGGCUGCUCGUGCUCUGGAACGUUUGAAUUAUACUCUUAUCAACGGGAAACCUAUCAGGAUUAUGUAUUCUCAUCGAGAUUCUACUAUUCGAAGAAGUGGAUAUGCUAAUGUUUUCAUUAAGAACCUGGACACAUCAAUAGAUAACAAGGCAUUGCACGACACUUUUGCUGUCUUUGGGACUGUCCUUUCUUCCAAGGUGGUUGUUGAUAGCAAUGGUCAGUCAAAAGGUCAUGGAUAUGUACAAUUUGAAAAUGAGGAAUCUGCACAAAAUGCAAUUAAACAAUUGAAUGGCAUGCUGAUAAAUGAUAAAAAAGUCUAUGUUGGACUUUUUGUUCGCCGUGAUGAAAGGACUGAAGCAACUGGAUUGCCAAAGUUUACUAAUGUUUAUGUGAAAAAUUUGCCCGAAAAAACUACUAAUGAAGACCUCAAGAAACUUUUUAGCUCCUAUGGUACGAUCACCAGUGCAGUUGUUAUGACAGACACAAAUGGGAAGUCCAAAUGUUUUGGUUUUGUGAACUUCCAGAGCCCAGAUGAUGCUGCUGUUGCAGUUGAGAAGUUGAAUGGGGCCACUGCUUUUGAUGACAAGGUUUUAUUUGUGGGGAGGGCUCAAAGUAGAGGGGAAAGGGAGGCAGAGUUGAAGGAAAAAUUUGAACAGGAAAGAAUCAGUAGAUACGAAAAAUCUCAAGGUGCUAAUUUAUAUUUGAAAAAUCUUGAUGACAAUGUAAAUGAUGACAAGCUGAAGGAAUUAUUCUCCGAGUUUGGAACAAUAACAUCAUGCAAGGUCAUGGUUGAUUCCCAAGGUCACAGCAAGGGAUAUGGCUUUGUGGCAUUUUCCUCUCCACAGGAAGCUGCUAAAGCUCUGGAAGAAAUGAAUGGAAAGAUGAUAGGGCGGAAACCUCUGUACGUUGCUGUGGCCCAGCGUAAAGAAGACAGAAAAGCUCAGCUUCAGGCACAUUUUUCUCAAAUCCGAACACAUAGUGGGAUGGCACAGAUGCCUGCAGGAAUUGCAGGAUUUCAUCCUGGGGUGCCUAGAUUUUCCCCACAACAUUUGUAUUUUGGUCAAGGCAAUCCUGGUCUGCUACCCCCUCAGCCUUAUGGCUUCCAGCAGCAACUCUUCCACGGAAUGCGACCGGGUAUUGCUCCAAACUUUAUGAUGCCAUACCACCUUCAACGGCAAGGCCAGCCAGGGCAGCAAAUGGGUGUGCGGCGAGUUGGAAACCUUCAACAGGUGCAGCAGCAGCAGUUAAUGCAUCAUAACCCUCACCAAGGCUUUCGAUAUGUGGGAAGUUCUCGAACUGGCAUGGAUGCAUCUGUGGUUUCUCAAGGUGUUAUAGGGCCUGUGAUGUCUUUGCCUUUUGAUGGUUUGGGGAGGCCAGCAACUCCUAUUGACAUCCAACGACCUGGGCAUGUGCAUACUUCAGCACUUCUAUCUGCUCUGGCUUCUGCUAGUCCAGAGAAUCAGCGAGCGAUGCUGGGAGAACAACUAUAUCCCCAUGUGGAGCAGCUUGAGCCCAACAAUGCUGCAAAGGUGACAGGGAUGUUGCUGGAGAUGGACAAGUCUGAGGUAAUCCAUCUCCUUGAGUCUCCAGAUGCCCUGAAGCAGAAGGUGGCCGAGGCAAUGGAAGUCCUCCAUAAAGCUGCCUCGGAGUCCAGUGUUAGUGAUCGGCUUGGUUCCUUGGCACUGAAUGACUGAAGGUGUCAAUUGUUUAUGAGGUUUUCUUUGAGAUUAUUGUUUAUUUUGUGGGAGGUCCUGUUACUCACAUCACUCCAAAUGUAACACUCGGGUAACACCAUUGACGUAAAAAAAAUAUUGAUAUACUUGUCACAUUAAUUAUUAAAAAAAAAAAAAAGGAUUGACGAUCACGCCAAUGGUUUUACCCGAGUGUUAAAAAUAAUUUUUUUUUUUUUUUUUUGUUGGGCGAGGUUACAUGUUGCAACUUGAUUGCAAACAUUUUUUAAAGUCCUGAACUUUUUGGGA
Juglans regia (Persian walnut) is the source of this 2452-nucleotide messenger RNA. RefSeq names its product polyadenylate-binding protein 3-like. Bases 230 to 2167 code for a protein of 645 amino acids. NCBI's taxonomy places the organism in Eukaryota, Viridiplantae, Streptophyta, Magnoliopsida, Fagales, Juglandaceae. Gene Ontology annotation, cellular component: ribonucleoprotein complex. Gene Ontology annotation, molecular function: RNA binding. The transcript has 7 exons. The record is from RefSeq and is a predicted model, not a curated record.